UCCAGCCCCUAGCUGGAGCCGAACGAACUCAAGCCCAAGAUUCUCGCGAUUUCUGGGAUCCCAGAGGAAAACUCGAGCGACGCGUUUCUCUGACGCACUUCCGGGGCGCCGGAGCUGAGAGAAGCCGCGUUGGCUGCUGGGCCGCUGGGCACCGGGAAGAUGGUGGUCACCAGGUCCGGGCGAGCUCGGACAAGCAUCCCAGCCACGUCGGCUGAAAGCUCCCAGCAGGAGAAUUCUGCUGCUAUUGGGUCUCAACCACAUCCAGAAAGCAGGAAGGAAUCUAGAUCUAAUGACCAAAGUCCUGAUGAAUCACAUACCACUGGGAAACCAAGAUCAAUCCCCAGAACUCCCAAAACCAAAAAGAGGAAGAGCAGAACUAUAGGCUCACCACCAGAGGUAACUGAACCCUCAACUGAUGAUGAGAUCUCUGAAGCAGAGUCAAAUUAUUCUUCUGUGUCUGAGCACCAGGAUACCAUUUUAAGAGUAACUAGGAGAAGGCAGAUCUUAAUUGCAUGCCCUCCAGUGUCCAGUGUUAAGAAAAGGCCAAAAAUAACUAUAACAAAUGAGUCUCAUGAGUCUCAUAAUGAAGAAGUUGUCUCUGAAGCAGAAUCUCAUGUUUCAGGUAUUUCUAGAAUUGUGCUUCCCCCAGAAAAGACAACAAGAACCAGAAGUAAGGCUAAAUCUCUGGCAGAUCCAAGCCAACAAUCACAUACUGAAGCUGCAUCUGAUGCUAAGACAUCAUGUUCAGACAUUUCAUUCUCUGGAAUUGAUGCCAGGAGAACCACCAGAAGCCUGCAGAGGAAAUUAGAGGCACAAACUGAGAAGAAAGAUAGUGAGAUUUUACCAGGGAAUGAGAAGCAAAAUGUUGAUGUUCCUGUGAAUUCAGAGGAUUCAGACACUAGACAAAUUUCUCAUUUACAAGCAAAAUGUCUUUCUCCAAUAAAUAAACCGUAUUUUUCAAAUAAUGGCUUUGAUGAUGAUUCCUUUCACAGAAAUUCAGAAAAAAUACUAACAGUGCAAAAAUGCCAACUUUCUAAUGUAAGAGAUGAAAAACAGGCCAAUAUUACAUCUCUUACAGAAAUAAGAAAGCGCAGUUACAAGGAUGUGGAUGAAGAGGCUAACAAAAUAAUAGAUGAAGAAAAGGAAAUUAAUGAGACAAGUUCUCAGUUGAAUUAUCUUUCUGAAUUUCAGGACACUAGUGUUCAGCACUUUGUUUCUCACAGGCAUUCAACCCCGCAAAAUAACGAUGCCACAUCAGAGCCCUCAAGUAUGAACUCUGAGGCUAUACUGAAAUCACUAGCUCAGACAUUUGCAGUUGUGGAAGUGGACAGAUGGACUGAAAAGAGAAAGAGCACCGUAGAAACAAGUGACCUGACAAAGUUUGAUGUUUGUGGUGGUAGUGAUGAUGAAGAAGAAUUCACCAUUAUAGGUGACAGUGAAGACGAGAACAGUGAAGGGAAUGUAGAUCUUGAAGAUGAUACCAAACUGUAUGUGUCUGAGCACAACAAAUCACAGGGUAAAGAGGAUUCUGUUUUGCUGGUUCUCAGCAGUGAUGAAAGCCAGCAGUCUGAAAACAGUGAGGAUGAAGAGGACACUAGGUGUUUUGUUGAAAAUAAUGACCAAAGAGAGUCAUUAAGUGGAGACACAGGAAAUGUGCCAUGUGACAGUGCGUUGUUUGUAAUUGAUACAACUCCUGGACUGAGUGCUGAUAAAAAUUUUUACUUGGAAGAGGAAGACAAGGCAAGUGAGGUUGCCAUCGAGGAAGAAAAAGAGGAGGAGGAAGAGGAUGAAAAAAGUGAAGAACCAUCAGACCAUGAGAAAGAUGAAGAUGAGUUUAGUGAUGAAGAAGACUUACUAAAUAACACAAAGGCUAAACUUCUGAAGUUGACAAGCAGCAGCAUAGACCCUGGCCUGAGUAUCAAGCAAUUGGGUGGUUUAUAUAUCAAUUUCAAUGCAGACAAACUGCAGUCUAACAAGAGAAACCUAACACAGAUUAAGGAGAAAAGGAAAAAUGAACUUCUGCAGAAAGCCAUCAUUACACCUGAUUUUGAAAAAAACUACUCUGUCCCACCAUAUAGUGAAUCAAAGCAUCAACUUCAGAAAAAACGCAGAAAAGAACGACAGAAAACAGCAGGGGAUGGCUGGUUUGGUAUGAAAGCUCCGGAAUUGACAGAUGAACUGAAAAAUGAUCUCAGAGCACUGAAGAUGAGAGCAAGCAUGGACCCUAAAAGGUUUUAUAAGAAAAAUGAUAGAGAUGGCUUCCCCAAGUACUUCCAGAUUGGAACCAUCGUUGACAAUCCUGCUGAUUUCUACCAUUCACGAAUUCCUAAGAAGCAAAGGAAAAGAACUAUUGUGGAAGAACUGCUGGCUGAUUCUGAGUUUAGAAGGUAUAACCGAAGGAAGUAUUCAGAGAUCAUGGCUGAAAAAGCAGCAAAUGCAGCAGGGAAAAAGUUCCGAAAGAAGAAGAAAUUUCGCAAUUAAGAUUUAUCAAGUAAACCACAACAUUUUACAUCUCCCUGUUCUUUACUAAAGAUUUUUUUUUUUUACUAAAGACAUUUUGAAAAUUAACAGCAUCUAAAUUAUGUUGGCCCUGUUAAUAUAGGGAAAUUGAUUUGGAAAAAGUUGAGAAUCAUGUGCCCCUUGGUGUCUACAAAUGACAUCCACCUCUCAACCAUUUUGGGAUACUUAAAUUUUUUGUAAAGUUUUCAGUGCUUGGUUAUUCAAAAAAAAUCUAAAAGAUUGCAUUUCUUCUAA
Otolemur garnettii (small-eared galago) is the source of this 2754-nucleotide messenger RNA. RefSeq names its product deoxynucleotidyltransferase terminal interacting protein 2 (gene DNTTIP2). Gene Ontology annotation, cellular component: nucleolus. The transcript has 7 exons. The coding region runs from base 160 to 2481 and encodes 773 amino acids. The record is from RefSeq and is a predicted model, not a curated record. NCBI's taxonomy places the organism in Eukaryota, Metazoa, Chordata, Mammalia, Primates, Galagidae. Gene Ontology annotation, biological process: RNA processing. Gene Ontology annotation, molecular function: RNA binding.